Molecule: messenger RNA, 5975 nt
Organism: Hemiscyllium ocellatum (epaulette shark)
Lineage: Eukaryota; Metazoa; Chordata; Chondrichthyes; Orectolobiformes; Hemiscylliidae
Product: collagen alpha-4(IV) chain-like
Exons: 49
Coding region: 266-5296 (1676 amino acids)
Cellular component (GO): collagen trimer
Molecular function (GO): extracellular matrix structural constituent
Source: RefSeq, a predicted model, not a curated record
AACUGCCUUUAUUUCCCAGUGAGGGAGCUGAGAGAAGGCUUCACCUGCCGCAGGGAACAGGCUGCUGUCCCCUCACCCUCGGGGUCGCUUCAGCGCCUUCAAACCCGGAGCUGCUGCUGCUGCUGUGCCUGGGCUGCGGGGGCUUCGGGCGGCGGGGUGCCCGGGACUGGCGGAGGGACCGUGACAGUGCCACUGCCCGACCCCGUGCCUGGUGAACCUGCAAACGCCGUGAAUCCCCUUCCCGACAGCGGGACUCCGCAGGCAAAUGGAGCGCGGCAGAUUCCGCAGAUAUCUCCCACAGCUCUCCGCAUCCAGCGCCCUGUGGUCAGUGAUGCUGCACCUCCUCCUGCGAGGACUUCAGGCGGGUCACAUUGACUACACUGGUCCCUGUUAUGGACGGGAUUGUUCGGUCUGCCAGUGUUUCCCGGCUAAAGGAGCCCAGGGUCAGCCAGGCUUACUAGGAAGACAAGGUCCAACUGGUUCCCCUGGACUUCAAGGCCCACAAGGUCCACCAGGAGCGAAAGGACAAAAAGGAGAUCACGGCCUGCCUGGAUUUCCUGGAAUUAAAGGAGAUGGAGGCGCUACUGGUGUUCCUGGCUUUCCAGGAUUAGACGGUGUUCCGGGUUUUCCAGGGCAGCAAGGCCCAAGGGGGCCUCCCGGAUUGGAUGGUUGUAAUGGAACUCGAGGAGACCCUGGCCUUCCAGGGAGUGUGGGAUAUCCAGGAAGACCUGGCUUGCCGGGAAUCCCAGGACCAAAGGGGUCAAAAGGAGAUUCCCUAACGUUUACCUUCCCUUUGAUGGGUCCCCUGGGAGACCCAGGAUCCCAAGGCCCCAGUGGCUUUCCUGGUGUUCCAGGAGCAUCUGGUCUUCCAGGUAUUGCAGGACCGAGAGGCCCACCAGGUUUUCCAGGACCUCCUGGUUUACAAGGGCUACCAGGUGACCAGGGCAUUGGAUAUCCAGGUCAAAAAGGCGAGAAGGGUGAACAAGGUGACCCAGGACAUAUUGAACUAAUCGAGCCUCAGGAAGAAAUUUUCUUCAAAGGAGAUCAGGGUGAGAAAGGCCCUCAAGGGCCACUUGGAUUUCCUGGAUUCCCUGGGCUUUCAGUUUUCCCCACAUUUCCGGGUGAAAAGGGGGAAAAGGGUAUUAUUGGCUUUCCUGGCGAUCGGGGUGAUCCUGGGAAGGAUGGCUUUACAGGAGCUCCAGGAAGAAAGGGACAGCCUGGAUACAGUGGAAGUCUUGGUCCAGAUGGCUCCCCAGGAGCAAAGGGUGAUAGAGGUGACCCAGGACCUCCUGGACUCCCACGAACUCUGCUCAGACCCUGUGACUCUCAGAAAGGAGAUGCAGGUAGACGAGGUCUACACGGCAGUAUCGGUGAACAGGGACUGCCAGGACCCCCUGGUCAACCAGGCAGGCCAGGUACAGUCGGAUCAGGUUUACCAGGUCUUCCAGGGUUUCCGGGUCUUGAUGGUCCUAAAGGACAGAAAGGACAGAAAGGCAGCGACGACUGUCCAUUACCCAGAACCAUCCCAGGUCCUCGAGGGCUGAUGGGUUUAGCAGGUCCUCCAGGUCUCCCAGGUCUCAAAGGCAGCCCAGGUUUCAUUUGUGAAACAACGGGACCUCCAGGGUUACCAGGUCCAAAAGGUAACCAAGGAGCUCCAGGUCCAAAAGGAAUCCAUGGUUUAAAAGGAGAUCCAGGAGACUGUGCCUGCAUGCCGGAUUUGACAGGAGACCCAGGACCUCCAGGUAGGCCAGGCAUUCCCGGAAAUCCUGGAAAUUCAGGAAGAAAGGGAGAACAGGGUGACCGUGGACCACCAGGAUCAGCAGGAUUGCCAGGACUUCCGGGACCUCCUGGAAGGCAAGGCACCCCUGGUGCAAAGGGACAGCGAGGAAUACCAUCACAGAUCGCAAAGAAAGGAGAGAAAGGAAAUCAAGGUGAUCCAGGACUGCCAGGUGCCUUUGGAAGACCAGGAGAACCCGGGCAACCUGGAAUUCCGGGAGCUAUGGGCCAGCUGGGAAUCCCAGGUGAAACCAAGCCUGGGUCUCGAGGGGAGAAAGGUUUCUGGGGUCAUGCUGGCCAGCCUGCAUUGCCGGGACCACCUGGAACCCCAGGUAUGGGUUACCCUGGUCCCAAAGGACAAAGUGGCCCUGUGGGAGAUCCGGGGUUUCCAGGUGAACAUGGUUCGAAAGGACAAAAAGGUCUGAAAGGUGAUUCUUCGUGUCCAAGUGUCCAAGGGCCACAUGGUCCAAAGGGAUUUCCAGGGCUGCCAGGGCCGAAAGGUUUACCAGGAAAUCCUGGCAGACCAGGGAAUAUCGGCUUCGAUGGGCUCAAAGGCCUAAAAGGUGAAGCAGGAAUUCGGUCGUUUGCUGGAGCACAAGGUUUGCAAGGUUUGACUGGUGACCCCGGUCCUCAAGGACCUCCUGGACGAACAGAAAAUGGAGCACAAGGUUUUCCAGGUAUUCCUGGUAUUCCGGGAGAAAAAGGUCCACCUGGUGACUCAUACGAUGGUCCUCCAGGGACCCCUGGAUCUCUUGGAAGAAGAGGAUCAUCAGGUGCAGUUGGAGAUACUGGAGGUCCAGGGCCACCUGGAAGGCAAGGGCGCGAUGGAGUUCCAGGAUUUCCUGGACUUAAAGGACUCCAAGGCAAUCCAGGCCUAGCUGGACAGGCUGGGCCUCCUGGCCUACCCGGCUUCCCUGCAGAGAAAGGCGAGCCAGGCCCCAUCGGGCAGCCUGGGCCUCCCGGGAUACGUGGACCCUCAGGCCCAUGUCUGAAAGGGUUACCAGGAAAUCCUGGAGCUUUAGGCCCAUCAGGGAUGAAGGGUCUUAAAGGAAUUCCUGGAAAUCUGGGGAUGCCGGGUUUAAUUGGCAUGCAAGGCCAACCAGGUCCGAUGGGCACCAAUGGGAUCCCUGGCUUUCCUGGUCCAGCUGGCAACAAGGGGAGCCAAGGUCUUCAGGGAUAUCCAGGAGCAACAGGUCCACGUGGAUUCCCAGGAAUUCCUGGACCACCAGGACAACCAGGGAAUGAUGGAAUAAGAGGCACUGAUGGUGACCUUGGAUUAAGAGGAAGAAAAGGAGAAGGAGGGGACCCAGGAGAAAAGUCACAGCCUCGAAUCAUUUAUGAAAAAGGCAUUCGAGGAAUAUCGGGUGUUCCCGGUGAAAGUGGGUUUACAGGCUCAAGAGGUGAAAAGGGGCUUCCUGGGAACCCAGGAAUCCCUGGAUUGCCUGGUAGGCUUGGUUUUCUAGGCUCCGAGAAAGGUUUUCGUGGGAUGAGGGGACCAUCGGGUCUUUGUGGACAGCAAGGUCCAAUGGGACAAAAAGGUGAAAGAGGCAUUGUUGGAUUUCCAGGAAUGAAGGGGGACAAGGGUGACAGAGGACAACCAGGGUCACCUGGACCUGAAGGAACACCUGGUUGUAAAGGAGAAAAAGGUGAUAUUGGUGACUCUAUUAGUUUGAACGGAUUGCCUGGAAUCAAAGGGCAGAUUGGUGACCCUGGAGCUCCAGGUGUCGAUGGUUUCCCGGGUGAAGCUGGUUCUCCUGGUAUCGAUGGAAGGCCGGGUGCCCCUGGGUGCAAAGGGGUCGGUGGUGAUCUGGGUACUCCAGGUUUCCCAGGAUACCAAGGACCUCCCGGAGAUCCAGGAAUCCCAGGGCCAACAGGAUUGCCUGGAAUCCAAGGACAGCCAGGAUCUGCAAGACCUCCUGGCCCACCUGGUCCCAAAGGUCAACCUGGAGCACCUGGUCUCCAUGGUCUCAAUGGUUUACCAGGACAGAAAGGAUCUCCUGGAUCUCCAGGACCAAGUGAAAGAGGGACCCCAGGAUCACCGGGACCAAUGGGGCUGAAAGGUGAAAAGGGCUCUCCAGGGCCUCCAGGAAGCACCAGUCGGUGCCCAGAGGGUAGGAAAGGACCUCAGGGACUUGAAGGCCCCCCAGGUGUACGUGGGCCACCGGGACCUCCAGGUAAAAGAGGACCAUCUUGUGAUGUUCAGUCAACUGGACCACCAGGAGAUGAAGGACCACCAGGUUUUGAUGGCCCACCAGGUCCUUCUGGUUUCCCCGGUGACCCAGGGCUGCCUUCCUUGCCGUUUCCAGGGGAUCCUGGUGAUCCGGGCCGACCGGGUCAACCUGGUGCUCGAGGUCCCCCUGGAGAGCAGGGGCCAUGUGGCCACCAUGGUCUUCCAGGGCCACCAGGUCCAAAAGGUGUAAUGGGUGACCAGGGCUUCGCUGGUUUCCCUGGGAUUGAUGGACCAUCAGGAGUUCCAGGUGACCGAGGUGACCGUGGCUGUGUUGGUGCACCAGGACCUCAAGGUGAUCCAGGCCCACCUGGUACAAUCAUUACAGAUGGUGAAAUGGAUAAAAGUAAUCUUCGAGGAGACUCAGGGGCCCCAGGACCCAGUGGCUUUCCAGGACCACCAGGAUCACCUGGAACUCCUGGCCCCGGUGGCCCGACAGGACCCAAAGGCCAAAAGGGGGAACCGGGAAGGCCAGGAGCUGAUGGCCCACCUGGUCCCUGUGGACCUCCAGGAGACAUUGGUCCAUCUGGGCGACAAGGAGUUCUUGGAGACCAAGGCCCUCCUGGGAAACCAGGUCCACCAGGAAGUCCAGGAAUAUGUCCUCCAUUGUCGGCUGGGUUCUUGAUCGUGGUGCACAGUCAGUCACAGGAGGUACCUACAUGUCCUCAAAACAUGCCUCGCCUUUGGCAAGGAUAUAGCUUGAUUUAUCUGGAGAGCCAAGAGAAACCUCACAAUCAGGAUCUUGGUCUAGCUGGCUCUUGUCUGCCAAUGUUCAGUACUAUGCCAUUUGCAUAUUGCAGCAUUGAUGAAGUUUGUCACUAUGCUACUAGAAAUGACAAAUCCUAUUGGCUGUCUACCACCGCCCCUAGCCCCAUGAUGCCACUUGUCGAACGAGAGGUCGAAGCCUAUAUCAGCAGGUGCUCUGUCUGUGAAGCUCCUUCAGUGGCUGUGGCUGUACACAGCCAAGACCACACCAUUCCCUCCUGCCCUUCAGGGUGGCUCAGCCUUUGGACUGGAUACUCGUUUUUGAUGCACACAGGAGCCGGUGCCACAGGAGGAGGUCAGACCCUGGCAUCACCUGGGAGCUGCCUGGAGGAUUUCCGCUCGACACCGUUCAUCGAGUGUCAGGGGGCUCGGGGCACUUGCCAUUACUUUACUGAUAAAUACAGCUUCUGGCUAACAACUGUGCAAACAAGCCAGCAGUUUGUAUUAAAUACUCCUUCAGAAACUCUGAAAGCAGAACAAUUACAAAGACAACGAGUCAGUAGGUGUCAGGUUUGCCUGAAGCAAUAAAUCAUGUGACCUGCAUUGAAAGAAGGAAAGCACUUGGUAAGACUUUUUAACCAAAGGAUGAAGUCAGUGCAGGCCCAAAUGGUUAAUGGUGCUCAUUUAAUUUCUCUCUCUAAGCAGAUCUUCAAUUUCAACUGUUUAUAAAAAGUACAUCAGGAGAAUGUAAAAUGUACACUGGCCUGAGCAUGCUUACAAUAAUCAAUAUAUUCAAACGGGAAAUGUAAGGAGACUCGAUUUUAUAUGAAAUGUACAGCAACUUAAUUAACAUUGUUGGUGCAAUUUAACUUAUAGAUCUGUAAAAUUUUUUUUUAAAAAGUUGAAAUAUUUUUGUCACCUGGUCUGAACAAAAAGUUGUAAAAUUAAGAGGGUGAAAAACUGCUCAUUCAUAGUCAGAGCUUUUUAAAGUGGUCUGUAAAAAAAAACUAUAUUAUUGUAGCAAGCAAACUCCUUGUUAAAAACUCAGGCAUGUUCCAAGUGGGGACUGUGCAAAAACAUCUGAAACCUGCAGGGGGUUUCAGCACAUUGGCUUGUGACAUUUCAACAGGGCAACCUCACUGUGACAUCAGGUUUAGGUUUGAUACAAUGAGCCAGUGGGUGUGUCCCAGACUCUUGAAGAAGGCGAGGCCUGCAGUUGCUGGAUAUCAGAAUCGAGAGUCUGCUGCUAGAAUAGCACACAGCUGGU